UCUGAUUGCAGCUGAUAAAUCCCACAGAGAGAAAAAAUAGGAAAAAUUUCAUAAAUUUCAAAGCACUAAAUCUUUUUGUAGAAAAUCUCUAUCUGUACCUAUAAUCUCAAUUUACUUUAGACGAGAAAAGAAAUCCAAGUUAGAAUAUAUUGUCUGAACUGGAAAUUCACUGUCUCAAGGCACUCAAAAUCCAACCUCUGUAUGCAAUUUUCUUCAGGGAUCACGUAGUUUUGAUUACAUAUAACAAGGAAAGUUGAUAUUAUUACAUUUGAGGCAAAAUCUUGGACAAACUCCUAUAUAAACCCACUGGUUGUUCUCACAUUCUGCACUGCUCUAUACCUGUCUGAAAUUAUAUAUUCAAACAUAGUUUGAGUUAGAUCUCAGUAAGAACUUCUCCCACCCUUUUGUAAUAAUACCAAUGGCUGCUCAAAAUCAUCUUGAUAUGAGCUUCCAGUCUCCUGGGCCAUCCCAGAAGAGAAGUAACGUACCUCACUUGCCCGAUGACCUUAUCGAGGCCAUCCUCUCGUUCCUUCCUCCCAAGGAAGUUUGCAGGCUUGCUGUCCUGUCGAAAAGAUUUAGGUACUCAUGGCAGUUGUGUCGCGAUCUCUGCUUUGACAGGGAAUUUGCUAUGAACAUGUCGAGGGAUGAGUAUAAGAGCAUCGUUAACAAUUUUUUCUUCAAUAAUGUGAACUCUAGAGCCGAUACAUUCAAAUUGUACUUCGACGCAGCCGGUGAUACGUGUCUAGUUUGUUAUUGGAUACAUAGGGCUGUUACGUUAGGAGUACGCGAAUUUGAGCUAGAUUUCACUCCAUCAGCCAAAAAGUACAUGCUAAGCUACGAGCUUGUGGAUGUCAAAACUAUAAAAAUCAUGAGGCUCGUCAACUGCGAGCUUCACUUGCCGUUUGUCUCAAAUGGGCUGCGCAAUCUCAGGGAACUCACGUUCGAGAGGGUGCGGGCACGGCCCGUGGCGAUGCAAGCCAUAUUCCUCAACUGCGUGUCGUUGAGGAGUUUGAAGCUGAUCCAAUGCAAUCAUGUUUAUAAUCUCAAGAUUUCUGCUCUAGAAUUGAAGGGCUUUCAGAAUUUGGUAGUGAAGAAUUGCUCCGACGUUCUUUCCGUGAGCAUAAAAGCUCCUGUUCUUCGUUCCUUCCACUACCAUGGCAAGCUUUGUGACUUCAAAUUUUACAGUGAUUUGCCGAAAUUGAAGGAUGUGAUACUUGAGAUUGCGCACCCCAGAGGGUUUCAUUUGCUUUCUAACAGGGAACAUGUGGUUAUUAGUCUCGCCUUUGUCAGGGUCCUCACUGUUACCAGUACUUUUCUUGAGGGGUUAUCUGCGAGGUUUGAAGAAAACGAGUACAAGGAGAUGGAAUUUUGCAUGCCGAGAUUGGAGGAAUUCCACUUAAUUGUUGCACCAGAGAGUUAUCUUCUUCCAUCUGAUAUUGCAAGUUUUCUCAAGAAGUGCCCACGGAUUCAGAGAGUUUUUAUUGAUCUUGGAAAUAAUGCAUUCGGGACUAGUUUUUAUUGGGAGAGUUACGGCAGAAACUACUUGAACGAGUGCGGGGCAGUAUUUCCACACUUGAGAUGUGUGAAGAUAAAGGGGUUUACACUAAACGAGCUGCCGGUGACCAUGGCCAGGUUCUUUCUCAAGACUGCAGUCUACUUACACUGUUUAAUCCUCGUAAAAUCCAAAAGACAUUAUUUUCCUGAAGCAUUUAUGCCAGAUUGUCUUCUUUGGGGUACAACAUCUAAUACCCAAAUCCAAAUCUAUGACCCUCAGGGAGACACAAGUACCAUCAUCCCUCAACAUUUGUAAUUUGAUGUUUAUGAUAAAAUAAAAUUCAUGGGAUGACCUUUGACUGUGUCAUAAUAUUCUUGCAAUCUUGGCUCCACUUUUAUGUUACAAUCAUAUUGUGUUUUUAUGUGGUCUGAAUUUUAGCAGUUGAUAUGUAGCAUCAGAUUAUGUGAAGAA
This is a messenger RNA of Sesamum indicum (sesame), 1966 nucleotides long. Its product is annotated as putative FBD-associated F-box protein At1g61330. Gene Ontology annotation, molecular function: protein binding. NCBI's taxonomy places the organism in Eukaryota, Viridiplantae, Streptophyta, Magnoliopsida, Lamiales, Pedaliaceae. The record is from RefSeq and is a predicted model, not a curated record.